Psammomys obesus (fat sand rat) is the source of this 482-nucleotide messenger RNA. Its product is annotated as coiled-coil domain-containing protein 82-like. Lineage: Eukaryota; Metazoa; Chordata; Mammalia; Rodentia; Muridae. The record is from RefSeq and is a predicted model, not a curated record. Gene Ontology annotation, cellular component: nucleus.
CUGGUACCAGGACGAAAUCUUAUGCAAAAGAUAUGUUGACAUCUCUUGACUAUUUGGAUAAUGGCUGUAUUCAACCUCGUCUGGAGAACUUAGUCUCUAGAAGUCGAUGGAAAAAACAAUAUAAGGAGCGAGUUGAAAGCUACUCUAACUUAAGUAUCCAUUCCAAGAGCCCCAAGAACUGCACCUGCCAGGCUUGCGGGCUUCAUCGCCACUGUAAAUUCUCCGUGCACCUCUCGGGAAAGUUGUACAACACCAAGACGAUGGAAACAGAUGACUUCAUGUCACAUGACAAGCAGGUAUUUCUUGUUGGCAGAAUUUGUGCUAACCGCACCGAAGUUUAUCAUCAACUGAAACAUUUUAAAUUCCAACUAUACCAAGAAUGCUGCUCCAUUGCAGAAACAGAAGAAGCUGAAGAUGAGGAAGUUAAAGAAACAGUAGAAAGAGUCUUCAGUCAGUAUGAAGAGAGUGGCUGGAUUAGAGAG